This is a messenger RNA of Macrosiphum euphorbiae (potato aphid), 408 nucleotides long. The record is from the annotation of a GenBank genome assembly. Lineage: Eukaryota; Metazoa; Arthropoda; Insecta; Hemiptera; Aphididae.
AUGAAGAGUUGCUUAGAUUUACAAAAUUAUCUAAGUGACGGAGAAUUAUAUGAUAUAGUUGCUUCUGAAUUGUAUGAAGAGUUACUAGUUUUUCGUCAUACAAUGAAAGAAGAUUCUACGCCAAUAGAAGCACUCAGUUUUUUAAAAACAAUGCCUGGUGCUUUUACAGCUUUUCCUAACAUAGUAAUUUCACUCCGAAUUUUGUUAACCAUACCAAUCACCUCAGCGUCAGCAGAAAGGAGUUUCUCAAAGCUCAAAAUUAUCAAAAAUUACCUAAGAAACACAAUGUCUCAAAAACGAGUGACUGAAUUGGCUACUAUUGCAAUUGAAAAUGAAACAGCAAAUACAUUGAAUUUUAAGGACGUCAUAGAGUUGUUUGCGUCCAAAAAAUCAAGAAAAAAAUUUUAA